Molecule: messenger RNA, 312 nt
Organism: Caenorhabditis bovis
Lineage: Eukaryota; Metazoa; Nematoda; Chromadorea; Rhabditida; Rhabditidae
Source: the annotation of a GenBank genome assembly
AUGAAUAUUCUAACAUUUUGCUAUACAUAUCGUCGUUUGAUUGGAGCUCGAAGAUCGGAUAUGGAUGAUUGUUUCACAACAAUUUAUGGUAGUUCGAUGGUCGGAUGGGAUCUGGGAAUUGACAAAUUCUCCGAAUUGCCAUUUCCGGCAAUUUUGAUUCAACCAAGACUAGUUUCAAGAUAUGCGAUCACAAUAGUCGAGGAUGCGAUGCGAGACACUUAUCCAGAUGUUCUACGAAUUGAACUUCGUGUUCGGCUGGUGAAUUCAGAUGGAUCGGGUAUUUUACCAAAUUGCACAAAAUGUAAAAAUUGA